Pomacea canaliculata is the source of this 679-nucleotide messenger RNA. RefSeq names its product ATPase inhibitor mai-2, mitochondrial-like. Lineage: Eukaryota; Metazoa; Mollusca; Gastropoda; Architaenioglossa; Ampullariidae. The transcript has 6 exons. Gene Ontology annotation, cellular component: mitochondrion. Gene Ontology annotation, molecular function: ATPase inhibitor activity. Gene Ontology annotation, biological process: negative regulation of ATP-dependent activity. The record is from RefSeq and is a predicted model, not a curated record. The coding region runs from base 67 to 408 and encodes 113 amino acids.
AUCAGGAGAGAUAAACCGCACUAGACCGAAGAGUGGUCUACCGUAACGACCUUCAGCAAAAAGAAAAUGGCAUUGAAUUGUAGGCUUCCUAACGUUCUACGUCUUGUAGGAAUUCGCUGCAUGAGUGGAAUGGGAGAGUGGGGUUCCGGUGCUGGGAAGGGAGGUGGUACAGGUGGAAGUGUUCGUGACGCAGGUGGUGCCUUUGGAAAGAUGGAGGCAGCUCAUGAAGAAUUGUACUUCAAGAAACUGGCAGCAUUGCAGUUGCAGAAAUUAAGGGAACACAUGACAGAAGAGAUAGCAAAUCAUGAGAAAGCCAUUCGUGAUCACCAGGAAGCAAUUGAGCGACACAAGAGAAAGAUACAGGUCUUGCAGCGUGAUGAGUUGGAAACUUCUCGAAAAGACCAGUAACGUGUGGCACAUCAAGCCAGCUCUACACUGCUUCUUGUAUCUGUUAGAUUAUGUUUAGUAGACUUAUUUUACAAGAUGAGAGUGAAACAAUUAGCUUGCCACCUUGUGUAUAUGUUGUCUAACGAUUUCAGAAAUCAAAGGGUUGAGCUUGGCUACUUGGCAGAAAAUGUUAGCUACUGCCCUCUUUGCACUAAAAUAUGAAUGAAUGUAAUGAACUGCAUUGUAUGAUUUGCAGAAUCUUGAAUAAAGAACGCAUUGACAUCCCUUAAAA